Molecule: messenger RNA, 4677 nt
Organism: Peronospora matthiolae
Lineage: Eukaryota; Oomycota; Peronosporomycetes; Peronosporales; Peronosporaceae
Source: the annotation of a GenBank genome assembly
AUGUGGCGUCUCCAUCGGAGCCUCAGCGACCGCGACGCGAUGACGCUCCUGGUCCACGGUCCCGAGUUCCGCUCCGGCGAGCUCCUUGUCCUCAAUCCCGACGUCUUCCCUGACGUGGAGGAGCACGAUUUGGUCGAGAUCGUGCAGUCCGAGCGCCGCCACCCGCAGCUCGUGCUGUCGGUCGAGUCCCUCGCCCCCGUCCGUGGCAAAGUCCAAGUGAGUAUCGCACGGGACAUUGCCGCCCAGUUCGGCCUUGAACCGUUCCGGGGCGUGAGUGUGCGACGUGUGCAGACGCAGCGGGACGUGGUCGUGGCCUUUGUCGAGUUGAGUUUCAAGGACCAAUUCCUAUCAAGAGCUGACGUGUGGCGGUUCAAAGUCACGAUGCUCGGCCACUGUGUCUACGUCGGCCGGACGGUCGAGUGCAUUGGCAUCCGGGGACAAGUGGACGCGAUCUUAAGUCCCAGUAAAACUCACGUCCUUUGUGGCGUCAUUGGGGACGCGACCAAAAUCGUUGUCCGGUCGAGGUCCAGUCGACUCUUCUGGCUCGUGCAAAUGAGCACCGAGAUGUGGGAAGUUGCGCCAGAGGACGGACAAGUGUAUUACGAAAAGAUGCUCCAUGACUUCUUGAGUGUACAGAGUCGCAAGUGGACCGAGAGCUCUGUGAGCCACUCGGUCACGAUCAUGACGUUUUGUAGGACGUUUUACGACGUGGACCAGUUUCCUGAUGGAUUUGAUCCUACACGAGCGCCGUUUGUUGACCCUCGACGACAAGGCGUUGGGCCUGGAUGUGGUGCGCCAGGUGUCCAUGUUGCUCAGGGAUAUGGUCCUACGAUCCACGUUGACCCGAUCUCGGGUCGGUACUAUGAGGAUUUCUACAAGGUGGUUGUGAUGAAUUUUACGGGACCGGAUUGGAGUCGGCUGCUGUUGCUUCUCAAGAAGGAGUUUGCAACGUACUACGAGAUACAUCGGUGGCGCACGCCAGAAGAGAAAUCUCCUGCACAUUAUGAAAUCUGUCGGUGUCCAAAACAAGCAAACGUUGUGGACAGAGCAGCAGCAGCAGCAACCACAUUGAAUACUGGAGACAGAGAGUGUGCAGACAGUGAAGACGUCUACGUAAAAUGGAUAAAGCUGCCUUGUGGAGUUCCGUCGCGAGCCAAGGACGGCAAUAUCUUGGAAGCUAUUAACGUGACAUUGAAUGUGCUGGACAAACAUUAUAUGGAUCGCGACCUUUGUCGCACCGGACAGGGUGUCGUCAUGAUAACAGCCGGAUGCAGCAUUUUCAACGUAGACAGUAAGCUUGCCGAGAUCACUGAGCAGCGCAUGAUGGACAGCGGUGUUGGCAUGGACAUGAUUUCGUUGUCUACGCCACCGUUGCACGUGGUUCCGUUGUUCAUCUACCGCGACGGGUUACUUGAAAAGGCAGCAACAGCCAACACUUGGACACCAAGUUCUUUGCACAAACUUUCUUUUCAUAAAGUCCUAGGCGAAGAACUGAUGUCUUUUGAGGCUGGGUCGCCCUCCCAUGGCAUACCCAGCUUGCACUCAUCUUCCCUACCUAAGACAUCCGAGUGGGCGCAAGCUGGCAGCGACGUUCUGCGUCGAACGCUCAAGUCAGCAGCACGCACCACUGCCACGGCAGACCGAUCCGAAGACUCAGGAGAGAAGCUGACGUAUGAUGUCCCGCAUUGGGUGAAUCUCACAUUCUUAGAGUUUAGUUGUAGCUGUGAACAAGCAAGCCACAACUACGGCUCAGCUCAGCCGCCGGCCACACCAAACUCAAAUCAGCACGUGCCACACGAAAAGCAAGGAGGCCGUGCCUGGCAUUCAUCCUCGUGCAAAACCAAGCGCAACGAGCGCUUCCACCCGUUGCCAUCAUUUCGGAUGUUCGACAUCACUUCGCCAUCGGAGAAGCUGGUUUUUCCGGCUAUGUUGCGGAACUUGAUGCGCGGAAAAUCGAAAGAUGGGCCUAGCAGUGGCAGUGUCACUACACCCACUAGUGUUCAGCGCGAUGAAGAGGCUGACUGGUCGAAUGACAGCGUGAAUAGAGGAGUCUCCGUUUUUGCCAACGCGAUCGCGCCAAUUAAGAGUCUAGGCAAUCAGCGCCAGCUUUCAUGCACGACAACCAAGCUUCUCGACCCGAUAGCGUCAACACCUCCGUUGGAACAAUUGCAGCUUAGUCGGUCUCCGGAUUUUGACCCCGUUCUUGCCUCAAGCCAGUUGUGUACUAAUCUGAGUGGCAGACUCCACAUGCGAGCGGCAUUGACAGCUUACGAUGAGAACGUAUUCUCGUCAGUGGCGCGGGACAGUGGAUUUGCUGCUGAUCGACACUUCCGUGAUCGACGGCUUGGUUUUGCCACCCCGGGAAUCAAUGAAGAACACGACGAUGUCACCAGCGUCACUUUUGCCAACGAUGGUCGUCUCGAGCGGUUUCUUCGUGAUGUGAGAAAGGAAGCUGAGCAGCGCAGUAGUACUGGCAACAUGGGCAGCUUUCGAAAAGGCAAAAGCGUGCUUUCCGAUGAUGAUGACAGUGUGGUCCAGACGCUAUUAUUGCCACGAAAGCUUUCGAAUAAUGCGAUCACGGUCGGUCGAGCAGACCGCAGCGUUGCGACAGCACCCCGUAUACUCUCAAAGGACGACACAAGUCUCACAUGCUCGCUUGCAGUGCCGCUUGCUAAUUCUAUCGACCGCAGUCGGUACGGUAUGCCAUUGGAAAAGAGAGGCAAAGACUGUCGACCUACUGCACACGCUGCAGCCAAGGUGAACGAUCUACAGUCAAUGUUCGGUCCCUCACCUGCUAUCUCAUCGCCACCAGGAUCAGAUGGCUUCAUCGGUAGGUCAAGGAGCAAUCUGCGACAAUUCAGCAACACAGGUUCACCUCUAGGUUUGCGUAGGAACCAAUCCGACUUUUUCAAAGCACCGCUUGUGCCUGGAAGCUUGAGCUUCAAGGCAUUACUGGGAACGCAACCUGCUCACACUCCUGUUGGCGAACGAAAAGCAAUCAUUAACCCAUUUUCUUACGCCAAGGCUCACGGGUACAAACGUCUAUCGAGCGACCGACAGCGCUGGAGUCACCUUUUUCCAACGUCAAGCCAUGGGACCCAUUGUACAGUGGACAACACAUUUUCAGAAGCGGUGGUGCACGAUGACGAACCGAUGUUCGUUGGGCCAAACUGGACAAGUCUCACGUCUCCAGCCAUACUUCCGUUGACGACCGAUCACUUUCCAUCUCCACAAGAGCUGCGUCAAGGCUACUCUGAAGCAUUUUACACGCUGACUCUACCCACGACGGCAAUACAGGCGCCCACGGUCGAAUGCGUGCCGCGCUAUCGCAAUCAUGACGAAUUGCUGACCGAGAUGAUUUGCCAGCGACUAGCUUGUGAUUUUCAGCUGGUUUCAAGCUAUGAAUCGCCUUCGUCAAUAGUAGGUAAUGAAUCGCGUCCGGAGAGUCGGCAAAGGGUCUUUCAUUUGAGUAUGGGGCACCGUAUCCACCAGCUCAUUUACGACGCAGAGCGGCAAACCGUCGAGGUAAAGAGGUUCGUCCAACGUGAGCCACAUGACCUGAAAGUUGCCUACACUUCGUACACUUAUUCGCUAUGGGUCGGGCUAACUCAAUUAUUUCAGCCUCACCAGCAGCUGUUCCACCGCUAUCCGCAACCGGAGGAUAACUGGAACGCGCUGGACAAUUUGCUCUGUGGCUACCUUGACGACAUGGCAGAUGGAACAAAAUGUCGCCGAGUCCGAUUUGCAAUUGUACCACCAGUCUGUGCAAAGUCAGUUGGUGACGGUGAUCUUCUGACAUUAUAUGCAUCGAAUUUCACCAAGUUCAUUGUGUACCUGCAAUCUCGCGUCGCUCCUUCGGAAUUUGGUGAUCACGAGCACAUCGAUAUCAGGAUGGUGUUGAACCGUCCUGGCGAUACAGAGGAAACCGAAAAAGCCGUGCCGCUUACUGAAAGUCGCAUGCUAAGUUUUAAAAUGGCGUGUAAAGUGUCAACUUCGACUGCGUCACCGUCAUCCGCCCCGAAAAAGAAACUCAAAGACUCUCGGACGGAAUGGGUUGUGAUGCGUCUGGAAGAAACAAUGGACGUCUCGCGGUGUUAUCACCUGGAUGUGCGUUGGUUAGCAUGCAGUGGAGUUGCUGCGGACGAUUUUGUAGGAACUAUACGGCGUCGAGCCAAGCAAGUGGGCUUGGACUUACGUCGUGUGCCAGAGUACUCAAGUGUCUCGCGCGUGCAGAUUCACCCGCUAAUAGCUUCCGUUUUUCUGCCUCUUCCUGUCAAGGUACUGGAAUCUUUUGCUGUCGUGUUGACCCGGACGCUAGGUUUCGUGCUCGAUGACGAACGAAUUGCGGACGGGACAGGAAUCGGCUACGGCCUCAGCAUCGGGAAUGAGCCAACAGCUGCCAAACCGAGGGUCAGCACGCGACGCCAUCGCCGUUCGGCUUCAACCACCGCCCGUUUACUUCUCGAGAGUUGGCGACAACGUGGGUACAAGCAGCUGAUGCACCGAAAUGUGCCAGUGUUUGUGCGGAUCAUUCACGACGGACUCAUCUGGAUUCCAGGCUACGACUAUGACCGGAAAGCUGAUGGUGCUGUUAGUUCGACUGCUGUUGAGACGUUGUUCCGAGAAGUUUGCACCACAAUCGAGUCGCAAUGUGCAGAUUGUCUAGGGCACGUCUGA